Tripterygium wilfordii is the source of this 726-nucleotide messenger RNA. RefSeq lists its product as uncharacterized. The coding region runs from base 141 to 521 and encodes 126 amino acids. The transcript has a single exon. The record is from RefSeq and is a predicted model, not a curated record. NCBI's taxonomy places the organism in Eukaryota, Viridiplantae, Streptophyta, Magnoliopsida, Celastrales, Celastraceae.
AAACUCUGUUGUUUUCUAGUUCUUCGUCGGUCCCCACAAUUUCCAACUGUGCCUACUCCCUUCUCUGGUUCGUCAAGAUCGGGUGAUUCAACGAAGAUUCCCAGGUCAUCACCCUGUCCUUUCUUCUCUCCAAGAAAUCUAUGGAAGAAGAUUAUAACAGCAGAUCGAGCUCCUAUGGAAAUGGAGGGACGAUGCAGAUGGAGAGUUACUAUAGCCCAGCAGCAAGACAACCCACUUCGUACGAUUUUAGGAGCUACAGUGCCUCCUAUGCGCAGACUCAGAUGGGUAACAACAGCAACAACUUCGGAUAUAACAACAGGGAGUUGAAGUUGAAGAAAGGAAAAGGCACUUCUGGGUCAUCUUCUUCCAAGUGGAGCUUCACUGACCCAGAGUUUCAGAGGAAGAAGAGGGUCGCAAGCUAUAGAAUGUAUAGUGCGGAGGGCAAGGUCAAAGGGUCCUUCAGGAAGAGCUUCAGGUGGCUUAAGGAAAAGUACACCCGGGUCGUUUAUGGGUGGUGGUGAUUUGGUGGGUUUUCUCGUCUUUUCUUCGUCUUUUGCUCUUUCUUGUAUUUUUUGCUUCUAUGUAAGGUCUUGGUGACACAGAAAACACGGAAGUUUCAAAGAAUCAUACUUGUCAUAUAAUUGAUGAAUGGGGUAGUCAUUUGUACAUUAGACUUGAGUUGUAUGUUCCGCUGCUUAUAAUAAAUUGGGAUUUGGUGUUCAGAUA